UAAAUAUAUGAAAUAAAAACGUAUUGUUUCUUAGCAAACCUUAGUGUUUGGGAUAUAUUUCUGGAUUAAAACGAUGUAUUCUCAAAUGAAAUGUGUCUCACAUGUAAACAUGCAUAACUGUGUUAUUUGUCGUGUGGGAAUUUAACCUCGUACCAGCUGUUAUUGCAGGAAAUAUGCCAAAACAGGAAGCUGUUUCAAAAGCGAAAGCUAUGGCAACACUUUAAGAUACAAGAUACUAACCUUAGCCCUUAAAAAGCAGGCAGCCUAUAUUAGUCGAGUUGGGACAGUGUGUGGAUUGGUGAAACACGCCUCCCCGGAGUGGGCGGGGUUACCCAGCCCUGCUGACUCUCACGGUACUGCACUAACCUUCCGCGUUUGAUCCCGUCAGUAUAUAAGCUGCUGAAUCGCUGUACCGGGAACGAUUAGACAUACGAAGCUGAAUCAGACCUCACACAGCUCUAAUUCAGCUCCACUGCUGCGGUCAGCUGUACAUUUAAAAGCAGAAAAUCAGGUCACGCCCACGUUGUGGUUCUGCAGCUGAACAAGAUGGUGAACUGCGGCUUAUUGACCGACAAGAACGAACCAGUUCCUCUGAAGAGCAUAGUGGUGGAUCUGCAGGUUAAGGGGCAUGUAGCUACAGUGAGCUCCACUCUGCAGUAUGUAAAUGAAGAAGAGCGCCCCCUGGAGGCCGUGUUUGUCUUCCCCAUGCCUGCAGAAGCUGCUCUCUGCCACUUCAGUGCUAAGAUUGCUGACAAGGAGAUAGUGGCGAAGGUGCAGGAGAAAGAGAAGGCGCGGGAGGAGUAUGAUGAUGCGAUUGCUUCAGGAGAUCAGGCCUUUCUGCUGGAGGAGAGUGACGAGAGUGCGGAUGUGUUCAGGCUGAGUGUGGGGAGUCUGCCUCCAGCCCAGAGCGCUGCUGUCACCUUCGUCUACGUCACUGAGCUCUCUGUGCAGGCUGACCAUGCCCUGCGCUUCUGCCUGCCUGCAGUGCUGAACCCCCGUUACACACCACCAGGUACAGGUGGUGGUACAGUGUCAGAGAUAAAAUCCUCACCAGCAGGUGUUCCCUACUCUCUCUCUCUCACUGCCCAUGUGAGCUCUCCCAACCCCAUCAUUAAAGUAGAGUCUAAAUGUAGUCUUGAGCCUCUGGUGUUCAUCAGUGCAGACCACACAAACGCAAAGGUGAGUCUGUCUGCAGGUCAUAUGUUUGACAGAGAUGUCGAGCUGUUCCUAUAUUAUCAGAACGCCCACCAGCCCACUGCUAUAGUGGAGGCAGGAGAGGCCACAGCACAGCCAGGAAGUCUCAUGAGAGACCCUGUGGUCAUGCUAAGUUUGUACCCAGAGUUCCCUUCAGCGCUGAUGUCAUCUGUAACAUCUUGUGGGGAGUUUGUGUUCAUAAUGGACAGAUCUGGCAGUAUGGGCUGUCCAAUGCAUAAUGGAUCAGGUGCACAGACGCGCAUUGAGAGUGCCAGGGACACUCUGCUCCUAUUGUUGAAGAGUCUCCCUCUGGGCUGCUACUUCAAUAUCUAUGGCUUUGGAUCAAACUAUGAGUCCUACUUCCCGAAGAGUGUUGAAUACACUCAGGAGACAAUGGACCAGGCUGUGAAGAGAGUAAAGGAGAUGGAAGCAAACAUGGGUGGCACUGAGAUUCUGCAGCCUCUGAAACACAUCUACAGUCAGCAGUGCAUCCCUAAGCAGCCCAGACAGGUGUUCAUGUUCACUGAUGGAGAGGUGUGGAACACCAAAGAAGUUCUUUCCCUCGUGAGAAACAACGCUGAAUCUCACAGGUGCUUCUCGUUUGGGAUCGGUGAAGGUUCGAGCACCGCCCUCAUCACAGGAAUGGCUCAGGAGGGAUGUGGCCACGCCCAGUUUAUCACAGGCACUGACCGCAUGCAGCCCAAAGUAAUGCAGUCUCUCCGCUAUGCUCUACAGCCAGCUGUGGUUGAUAUUAGUGAAGAGUGGGCAGUCCCAGUGGGCAUGUCCACCACAUGCCUUAGCCCACCCAUUAACACAAUCUUCCAGGGUCAAAGGGCACUGAUUUAUGCUCAGCUGAAAGGAGAGAGUCAGAGCUCAGACUCUGAGGGGAGAGUAACAGUGAAGUACCGUCUAGCAGGUCAAGAAGUCACCAACACACUCAGCUACUCCCUCAAGCCUGCUGAGAAUACAGGACUGUCCAUCCACAGAUUGGCUGCCCGCUCUGUGAUCCGCUCUCUGGAACGGGAUGAGCAGAAUGAGGGAGCUGACAAAGAGGCUUUAAAGGCCAGAGUGGUGGAGCUCAGUGUGCAGGCUGGGGUGAGCAGUUCACACACAGCCUUCAUCGCUGUUCUUAAGGGCAGUGGAGAGGCUGUGAAAGGACCACUGCUGAGGAGAAGAGUGCCUACAGUAGGGUUUUUUGGCAUGGGUGCACCAGUGGCAAUGGCAUGCUGUUCUGCUUCCUAUAGAUUGUGCUUAAACAGUGGGCGUAAACGGACAGCUGCACCAAUCGCUGGUCCUGUACCAAUGAUGGCCAUGGGUGGUCCAAUGUUGGGCAGAAGAGGUGGUCCUAUACCAAUGGCAGCCAUGGGUAAAUUUUGUGCCCCAGCAAUGAUGGCCGACAUGGCUGUUCCUGAAAUGCUCCCGACGGAUGGAGCUGGCAUAAUGAUGGACAGCAUGGAAGAGGACUCUGAAGGCUCUGUGGAGGCUGUUAAAGACCCCCUGCUGCAGCUCAUCUCCCUGCAGAAGGCUUCAGGCUGCUGGGAAAUGGAUGGUGCGCUGGUGGAGGUGUUUGUGAAGACGGAGGAAGAGGUGGUCAAGCAGACCCCCGCACAGGUGGAUAAGGGGGUCUGGGCUACAGUUCUGGCUCUGAUCUGGUUACAUGGGUUUAAGAUGGACGCUCAGGUUGAGUGGCAGUUUGUGGCUAUGAAGGCUGUGACAUGGAUCCGCAACCAGAAAGUGGUCAGUCUUUCUGAGAGUGUUCGUGCGGGUAAUAAUCUGCUGGGCUGCCAGGUUAAAGAAGAGGACCUUGGACUCUGAAGUCUUCAUACAUUCUUUCUCUAAAGCUACUGUGCCUAACGCAGACUUCAGAAAUUCUUACAGCAUACAACUCAUUUACUAAUGUUUACACUACCAAUGGUGUUUACUUUGUUUUAGCAAAGUUAUUCAUUAAUUCAUGAUUCUGAAUCAUUAUUCUAAGCUAAAGGGACUGUUUGUUUCAUUCUGACUGAUCUGUGCCUUCUUGUCUUUGAAUAACUCCGAUUUAAAGAUGUUUAAUGCAGAGCUGUUACAUGUAACUACUGGAGUAAACUGUCAUUUAAAUAAACAUGCAACCUUUACUUCUGCAAAUAAAAUUCUGUGCUGCUGAA
Messenger RNA from Pygocentrus nattereri (red-bellied piranha), 3338 nucleotides. Its product is annotated as von Willebrand factor A domain-containing protein 5A-like. The transcript is spliced from 25 exons. The record is from RefSeq and is a predicted model, not a curated record. Lineage: Eukaryota; Metazoa; Chordata; Actinopteri; Characiformes; Serrasalmidae. Bases 547 to 3009 code for a protein of 820 amino acids.